Molecule: messenger RNA, 4849 nt
Organism: Drosophila kikkawai
Lineage: Eukaryota; Metazoa; Arthropoda; Insecta; Diptera; Drosophilidae
Gene: Iml1
Product: GATOR complex protein Iml1
Biological process (GO): positive regulation of autophagy; negative regulation of TORC1 signaling; cellular response to amino acid starvation
Cellular component (GO): lysosomal membrane; GATOR1 complex
Molecular function (GO): GTPase activator activity
Source: RefSeq, a predicted model, not a curated record
UGCAGAUAAGGAAAUCGUAUCAAAACAAAACGCGAAAAAUAGAAUUCUUGCACAAAUACAACGCGAAAAAAGGCAAAUGUUUCGCAAUUGUUAAAUAAUUGCAAGUUGGUUGAGCAACUAAAUACAUAAUUAUGAAGCUUUACAAGCUUCACACGCACACGCGUGGCUGCAACAAAUCCUACGGUAAAUAUUAUGCGGACCUGCUGAUGAACCCGAAGGACCAUCCCAACGCCAAUGUGGGCGAUGUGGUGGAAAUUUACGCCCCGGACGAGGAGAACGGCACACACCUGCUGCUCCAGAUCACGGAGUUCAACAACAGCUGCGGCCGGGAUGUAAUCAGCAUUGAGUCGGGCAUCGCCACCGCCUUCAAGAUGCGCCCCUACACCAAUGUGGUGAUGCGCAUAGUGGAUCCGGCAGACGUGGCCCUGGACUCCAUAGAGAUAACCUUCAAGGACCAGUAUAUGGGCCGCUCUGAGAUGUGGCGACUAAAGACCUAUUUGACGGACACCUGCGUGUAUGUGAACAAGAAAAUCGACUACAACGACAUGCAGAUCCGGUGCCAGGUGUAUGAGAUGUGGUCACAGGGCGAUCGCGUGGCCAGCGGCGUCAUUACGGAGGAUACCAAGAUCGUGUUUCGCAGUAGCACAUCGAUGGUGUACCUGUUCCUGCAGAUGUCCUCCGAAAUGUGGGACUUUGACAUCCAUGGCGAUCUGUACUUUGAGAAGGCCGUGAAUGGCUUCCUCACAGAGCUCUUCCAAAAGUGGCGCAAGCUGAGCUGCAACCACGAGGUGACCAUUGUGCUCUUCUCGCGCACCUUCUACGCGGCGAAGAGCCUGGACGAGUUCCCCGAGCACAUGCGCGACUGCCUGCAGCUGGACUACAAGGGUCGCUUCUACGAGGACUUCUACCGCGUGGCCAUCCAGAACGAACGCUGCGACGACUGGUGCACGGUGCUGGGCCAGCUGCGCAAGCUCUUUACCUCCUACCAGGCCACCGUGCUGCGGUAUCAUGAGCGGGAGCACAUGAAGAUACCGCCUGCCACCAAUUCCUCGGCCACUCAGGGCAACUUCCUGGAGGUCCUGAAUAUCUCCCUCAACACCUUCGAGAAGCAUUACUUGGACAGGACGUUCGAUCGCACCGGACAGCUCUCGGUGGUGAUCACUCCGGGCGUGGGCGUCUUCUCCGUGGACCGGGAGCUUACCAACAUCACCAAGCAGCGGAUCAUCGACAAUGGCGUGGGCAGUGAUUUGGUCUGUGUGGGGGAGCAGCCCCUGCACGCGGUCCCGCUGCUCAAGUUCCACAACAAGGACACUACUCUGACCUCAGCGGAUGACUACUCCCUGCCGCACUGGAUAAACCUGAGCUUCUACUCCACGAACAAGAAGAUCGCCUACUCCAGCUUCAUACCGCGGAUCAAGCUGCCGCUGUUUGGCUCCCAGCAGACGCUGCACGACGCCGGAGUCGGCGAGGGUGUGGGGGAUGAGGGCGAGGAGAACGAGCGACACUUCCUCAGCUGCAAUCAGUCAGAGUACAAGCACAACUCGCUCUUCGACUACGAUGCGUACGACGAGCAGAUCUUUCAACCCUUGCCAGCUCAAAGCACUUGCUCUCUGCAGCGCGUGGUGCGGGCUAAGAAGACGUCGGUGCCUAGUCUGGAGACCUACGCCUACCGGAACAACGACUGGGAGAAUCUCACGCCCACCCAGAUACCGGCCAUGCGGCGAAAGAUGUCCGAUCCGGAUAUUCAUCACGGCACCUCUGCCAUGCUGGCGGCCUUGCAGCAGCCGGACACGACCAAUCUCUCGGAGUCACUGGCCUCGGAGAAGAACUCACGGAGGACGAUCGUCAGCAUUGCACCCAUAGUGCGUCCCGGUCGCGCCCUAAUCAAUCCCUUUGAUCCCUCGCAAGUGACCAUCAAGUUGACCUCAAAUCGCCGCCGUUGGACGCACAUCUUUCCCAAGGGCCCAACGGGCGUGCUCAUUCAGCAGCAUCAUUACCAGGCUGUGCCAGCGAAGAUAACGCCAGCAACGGGUCAGCCGAGGCCGCUGCAGCAGAUUUACAACAACGGCCAGACUGGCGGCAACAACAACAACGAGCAGGAGGAUUAUGGAUGCGAGAGCGCGGAGCAAUACGACCGGGUGUCCACUCACUCGCUACUAAGCAAGUCCGCCUCUACGCACAGCUUUGUGAUGGGCGACGAGAAAAUCGACAUCUUUAAGCGGCGACAAAACUCGCUGAUUAACGCCCUUCCCGCCAACGUGCCCAACCUGACGGCCACCCAGGCCAAGUCGUAUCUCUGGGGAGCCACCGGGGAGCAGGAGUGGACGCCAGCAAUUACUACGGUCCAGCAUCUGAGGCCGAUCGUCGAGGGCGAGCACCAUCAUCACCUUCUGGGUGGCCUGGAUCCGCCCGCCGACCCGGAGGCGGGUGUCGGUUGCGGCGGCGGAAGAGGAAAGAUCAUCAUAGGCGUCGACUGGAAGUCGCUUACCAUUCCCGCCUGCCUGCCCAUCACCACGGACUACUUUCCCGACAAGCGGUCGCUGAACAACGACUACGUAAUCUCCGACUACACGCUCCUGCCGGACGAUGUAAACCACGAGUAUGCGCAGAGCAGAGCCGUCUACCGGAAGCCCCUGUCCACGGAGGAGGUGUGUAAGGAGAUCGUGUCGCAGCGCCUCGCCCAGGGCUUUCAGCUAAUUGUGGUUGACGAGAAACCGCUGUCGGUGCUCGGCGGCUGCUCCUCGGGAUCCGCUGUGCUGCCACUGAAGCCGCCCUGUGAGUCCAAGAAGGAGUACCUGCUCUCCAUUGGUCGCAUCUUUCACAAGAUCUCGCUGAGCGGUUCGGUGAUCACGGUCACCGGCUACAGGCCAAGACAUCCGUAUCCUCCGAUAAAUGUGGACUACCGGUACCGCUUCCAUGCCCCGCAGCACGAGACCUACGAGAUCUCCGGCGUGAACUUCACCACCGAGAAACUGGAAAACUUUAACUGGAAUCACAUGGAUCUGUAUAUCUGCACGCGUGGCGAUGUGGAUUAUCCCCUAAUGGAGAGCCUGAAGUACUGGCGCUAUCGCAUGUACCUGCUGCCCAAGGAGACCAUUGUGAGCAAGAUAGCCAGCUGCCAGCACUGCGAUGUCUUCCCGGACCUGACGGCGGCGGACAAUACGCGGGAGCAAGUGGAAGACUUUGUCCGCCUGAUCGAGGCUGUCAGCAAACUGAAGCGCCAGUUUGCGCGCAAGGCGAGAGACAGCCCCAUCGCCCACAGCAUAACCAAGCGACGACACAGCACCAGCAUUAUAUCCAGGCCUCAGCCUAACCAGGGACUCACGAACUCUCCGUUUCGGGAGCGAGUGGGCAGCAAUCGGCUGCCGGAAAAGCCCAGCAUUAAUGUACGCCCCAAGCUGGAGAACGGCCGCAUCUCGCGUAUUUUUCCAGCCACGGAUGCAGUGGCGGCAGCUGGAAUAGCUGCCAGAGAUGACCAAGACGAUGGCUUUCCCGUUGACAUCAAGUUCAGUCCGAAUGCGACGCUGGUGGAGAUCUUUGAGGCCAUGAAGCAUCCAGUGACAGGAGUGGGCUACUUUGCCCAAACACAGUCGCUGCCCUCCUGCACAUUCCUCUCGUACGACGCCCUGAUGUGGCUGAAGACCCGCCUGAACAAUGGACGGCAUCCGCUUGAGUUGCUGGAGGCCAUGCGCAAGGAACGCAUGAUCUGCCACGCCUCGGGCGACUGGAAGCGGGCCGUGGUGCCAGGCUUUGUCUUUUACUAUGUGGUGCAGCAGGACAAGAAUGCCAAAGAUUACGCUCCGCCUCUGGGUGACUACAGCGCCUUUGUCAACGAGUGGCUCGAGAUCGAGUUCCAAGGCUGCAGCUUCCUCUGGCAUGAUGAAGUGGUGGCCACACCAGUGCCCAAUUUCCUGAGGGACAAGCCGGCUCCGCAGUCUUGGACAGAAAGCUGCAAGCGCGUUUAUCGUCAGUCUCAUCUGGAGAUCGAUGUCAACCAGAAGAGCGACCGCAUGGAGUGGGGUCAUGUGAAGCAUCACACUGUGCUGCAGCCCGGGUUUGCGUUUGAGAUUGUGGUGGAGUGGGUGACCUCAUCGGGUCCCAUAGUGGCGGAUUUGAUCGGUGGCUGGAUGCGCAAGGCUAACCAAUUCAACUUUCUGGUCUCCGUGCCUGCGGAUCCCAUGGCGGAGCCAUUCACCAAGAAAUCGGAUCCCCUGAGGGGCCCCAUUUUCAUACCCCUGUGCACCACUUUCCUGCCCAAUGGAGCGGCCUUGUUUGAAGAGUUUCCCGAGGAAAGCCGAGCGGAUCGUAUGCUGUUCCUGCAGGAGGCCAUCCUGACCAAGUUUGGAUUUCUGCCCUGUGUUUUGGAGAAGAAAUUCAGCAUUGGCAAGGACCUUCCCAAGGAGUAUCAGUAUGUCCACUGCACAGGCAACAUGUUCGCCUUGAUACGCUGCGCCUCCAACAACUACCAAGUCGAAUCACCCAUCCGGCUGGAGGCGGCCAAUGUCACUCGCUGCGUCUAUGGCCACACCAACAACACAAAUGUGCCCAAGAAGGUGGGCUUUUUGUGGGCCUGGAACCACAUGAUACCCAACAAGAAGUGGAAGGCCCAGACCAUUAACAACUCGGCGGAUGGUGAACUGUUUCAGCUCAAGCUGCUUAAGGAUUUCCGAGAGUUUUGUUCGAACAGUGACCAGCGGCUGUCUGCCUUUUGGACGCAGUCUCAGGAGCUAAGGCGCAAAGCCCAGAAAUUUGAGUUCAACAACAACAACAACAAUAACACGGAGGACAUCAAGAUCAAGUAGAUUCGUUGGAUUCCUUUUAAUUGUAAAUAAAUGCAAAUACUUUCAAA